UAAAUGGUAAGAAUAACGUAAUAAAAUUUUCCAAACAUUUAAAUUAAGAAUAACAUUUUUUAUAUUUUAAAACGUUUUAAAUUAGAAGAACAAUAUAUUAUUAAAUUUUCAAACUUUACAAGUUUUUUUAUUCCAAAAUAUUUUACUUUGGCAAAUAAAUGGAAGCAAUAGGAGUCAGUUGUCAGUCGGCAGUCACACUGGUUUUGCUCUGUUCGGCUCUUUCCUAUGCUGCUCCGAUGGUUUCCGAUGUGCCACUCCCAACGAAUCCGAACCCUCUUGAAAUGAAUCCACCGCAAAAUACCAACAUUCCGACGCUCAUAACCAACGAAAUUUUUUACACAAACAAUCCCACUCAAUUCCUCAACAGCAACAAUCCUGGCAUUCUCACUUCAUUCUUCAACAGCAACAAUCCUGGCAUUCUCACUUCAUUCUUCAACAGCAACAAUCCUGGCAUUCUCACUUCAUUCUUCAACAGCAACAAUCCUGGCACUUCCACUCCAUUCCUCAACAGCAACAAUCUUGGCACUUCUAAUCCAUUCUUCAAUCCUGUCACUCCCACACCUUUCCUCAACAGUAACAAUCCUAGCACUCCUAUCCCAUUCAUCAACAGCAACAAUCCCGGUACAUACAAUCCCACUCAGUUCUUCAACAGCAACAAUCCCACUACCUAUAAUGCUGCUCCUUACACAAAUUAUCAAACUGCCAUAGUCACUGGUAACAAACCUGGACUAGGCUAUCCAAACUCUAACACCGACAAUCCUACACCUCUAAAGAACAACAAUCUUCUGGCAAAUAAUUCCAUUCCUAGCACCAACUUUGGCAUGUUUUACACCAACAAUCCCACUCCAAUCAUUAACAACAGUAAUCCUGGAGUAAAGAAUCUUUUCUUGAGCACCAACAACAUCAUGCCUUACACCAACAAUUCAACUCCAACACCCGGUAAAAACCCUUUAACAAAAGAACCUCUCUUGAGCACUAUCAUUGGAAUGUCAUAUACCAAUAGCAGCAAUUCGUCUGUCAAAGGUGUUCUUAAUAAUCCAAACAAUUCGGUUGCUAGCACUGACAAUCCUACACCAUUCAUCAACAGCAAUAACUCUGCUUCACACAAUCCAAAUUUUAGCUCGAACAAUGGAGUGGUUGUCGCAAACAAUCCAAUUCCAAUUUUCAUUAACGCUGGUUCCUCAAACAGCACUACCACAAAUCAAAACAUUGAUGGCGUCGAUGUCAGACCAAGCAGUUCCUCCUCGGCUUCGCCCAUCAGCGUCGACCGUGGAACCUCUGACACCACUACUUCCAGGUCCGGGUAGGAGCAGACAGGCUUGCAGAUGUAAGGAUCCGUGUUCAAAAUUUGGAGAUUGGAUUUAGGAUAAAUUGUUGAAUUGAUAUUAUUUAUAAAUUUCGAAUAAAAUCAACAUUUUAAAUUUUUCUAUGUGAUUUUGAAUGUGAUUUUUAGUAUGAUUUUUUAAUUAGCAGUGUUUUGAUUACAUUUAUUUUUUAAAUCUGCAUUUAAAGGCGUUAUUGUAAUUUAUUAUGUAAUAAAAAAAAUAGUAGAUCGAAC
Helobdella robusta is the source of this 1558-nucleotide messenger RNA. RefSeq lists its product as hypothetical. The transcript is spliced from 2 exons. NCBI's taxonomy places the organism in Eukaryota, Metazoa, Annelida, Clitellata, Rhynchobdellida, Glossiphoniidae. The record is from RefSeq and is a predicted model, not a curated record. The coding region runs from base 159 to 1307 and encodes 382 amino acids.